CACAAACCACCACGGUAAAGCCCAACAGAACCCAAUAUGUUCGGUCUUUCAAGCCAAUCUGAAACCUUCAAUUCUCUUCUUCAUCUUUCUAAACAUUCUUUCAAUCCAGUUUCCGAAUCAAGAACUCACCAUUAAAGCGAAAUCAGCAGAAAAGCUCAGAAAUAAGUUCCGCUAUACUCGAAGGAAAGAUGACGGUUGACGAUGAAAAUUCCAUAUAUGUUGGAGGCCUUCCUUACGAAUGCACUGAACCUCAGCUUCGUCGUGCUUUUGAAUUGUACGGCUCCAUUGUCUCUGUCAAGAUAAUUAAUGAUCGUGUUGUGGGAGGAAAGUGUUUUGGCUUUGUCACUUUCAAAAAUCCAAGAUCAGCGAUUGAGGCCAUCAAUGAGAUGAAUGGUCGAAAAAUUGGUGGUCGAGUAGUCCGAGUAAAUGAAGUGACAACAAGAGUUGCUGGUGCGAGAUCUAACCAAGUCCGUGAAAGUUUUCAACGCAAUCAAAGGCAUUGGGAUAAGGGUAGGGGCAGGGGUAGGGGGAGACAAAGGGAGAAUGACUAUGAUAUGGAGAGAAAACAUAGUCGUUCUCAUGAAGAUGAUAGAGAAUGGGAAAGAAGGCGCUUCUACUCUCGGGAUCGCGAUCACUCUCGGGAUCGUAAUCUCUCUAGAGAUCACUUUCAAGGAAAAAGUCAAGGUCAAAACAGGGACUUUGGGGAAUGGGAAUGGGAAGAAGGACAUGAUGGAGAAAGGGAAAGUAGGCACACCUGCUCUCGUGAUCGUGAUCACUCUAGAGAUCAUUUCCAAGGAACAGAUCGAGGUCAAAGAAGGGAUUUUGGGGAAUGGGAACGGGUACAAGGACAGGCACAUAGCAAAAACUCUGAUCAGGAUUCGGAAAGAGCUGGUGAUUUGAAUGCUACCCAAGAUAGAGAGUUUGAUGGAGUUCGUGAUCCUGAUAUAAGGAUGGACAAGAACGAUUACCAGCAUACACAGAGGAAGAACAGAUCCAGUAGUUUUGAGCAGCAAAGUAAGGAAUUUUCAUCUGAAUCAAGUGAUUGUCAAUUCCAGGUGGAAGAGCAAUUGGGUUCCUUAAUCAAAAGACGUGAUGAGCUUCGGAAAGAGACAUUUGAAAUGGAGCAGAGUUUAGAACAGAAGAAACAACUAACAGCUGAUUUGAAGAAAAGAUCCCUGAAAUUGGAAGAUUUAUUGGCAUCUGCCAAAAAACUGUCUUCAGCACGUCAGAUGCAAUUGACCGAGUUAUAUAGAAGUUUCCAGCAAGUGAAGGAGCACGGAGAAAAACUGAGAAGUUCUGAAGAGGAACUCCAGGAUCUUGUUGAUUCAUUGAGCAUAGAAGUUGAGGUAGGUGGUGAUCUUGAAGAAAAAGAUGUGUAUCUCACAAAUGGCAACCUCAAGAAGCCUCUCUUAGGGGCUUCUAAUCAUGUAUAGACAACAACAAUUCCAAAACCUUAAUGCUGUUAACUGCAAAAUUACACAAGCUCUCUUGCUGUUAAACCUCCAUGUAUAUAAUUCUAUAUGCAUUAGAGAACUUCACUUUCCUUU
Messenger RNA from Amaranthus tricolor (Joseph's coat), 1547 nucleotides. RefSeq names its product glycine-rich RNA-binding protein RZ1A-like. NCBI's taxonomy places the organism in Eukaryota, Viridiplantae, Streptophyta, Magnoliopsida, Caryophyllales, Amaranthaceae. The coding region runs from base 189 to 1433 and encodes 414 amino acids. Gene Ontology annotation, molecular function: mRNA binding. The transcript has 9 exons. The record is from RefSeq and is a predicted model, not a curated record.